Molecule: messenger RNA, 2175 nt
Organism: Melitaea cinxia (Glanville fritillary)
Lineage: Eukaryota; Metazoa; Arthropoda; Insecta; Lepidoptera; Nymphalidae
Product: phenoloxidase subunit 1-like
Exons: 14
Coding region: 1-2115 (704 amino acids)
Molecular function (GO): oxidoreductase activity
Source: RefSeq, a predicted model, not a curated record
AUGUCAGAGUGUAGAAAAAAUUUACUGUUGUUCUUCAAUCGGCCCAAGGAACCCUUUUUCCUGCAGAAGGGCGACGAUGACACGAUUUUCCGUUGCCCGGCGAACUUUUACCCAGAAAAGUUUAAGGGGUGUGUGGACAUUUUGGAUGGAUUUGGUGAAGAUGUACCCAAUGAACGUCCGAGGAAACUAAAGGGCAACAAAAAGAAGAGCAUUGUCGAUGUGCGUGAUAUUGAGAUGCCCAAUCUAUCCUUUUGCUCGCAACUACCAUACAACGAGCACUUCUCUGUGUUCGUGCCCAAACACAGGCAGAUGGCUGGAAAACUGAUUGACAUAUUUAUGAGCAUGCCCGAAUUAGAGGAUUUGCAAGCCCUCUGCGCGUACAGUCAGAUGAGGAUCAAUCCCUACAUGUUCAACUACUGCCUGUCAGUCGCAAUCUUGAACAGGAAAGAUACAAAAGGGCUGGAUAUUCCAUCGUUAGUGGAGACUUUCCCAGAUAAAUUUAUAUGUCCUCAGUCGCUUAAAAAAGCUCGUGAAGUGUCCAACAUUUGCCCUCCUGACAAACGGGAGCUGAUCCAGAUCCCGCAAACCCACACAGCAUCAGAUGCUGAGCCGGAACAGCGUCUCGCUUACUUUCGCGAGGACAUUGGUGUGAACCUUCACCACUGGCACUGGCACCUGGUCUACCCCUUCGAGGGGUCUGCAGCCCUCGUCAACAAAGAUCGGCGUGGGGAACUGUUCUACUACAUGCACCAGCAAAUUAUCGCCAGAUACAACAUCGAGAGGUUCUGCAACGGCCUGAGUCGCACGCGUCCCUACGAGGACUUUAGGAAACCGAUAGAGGAGGGUUACUUCCCGAAGUUGGCUUCAGGAGUCGCCAGCAGGACUUGGCAACCGAGGUUCGCGGGGACCAUCCCAAGUGAUAUCAAUCGUCCCGGAGAUGAUAUUCAGAUAGAUGUCUUCGAUAUGGAAAUUUUCAAGGAGCGUAUUCAACAAGCCAUUGAGAACAUGGCCGUACGCCUGCCCGACAAUAAAUUAAUGGUGUUGGAUGAGGACACUGGGAUAGACGUGCUCGGUAACCUGAUCGAGGCGUCCCAGCUCAGUCCCAACGGUUACUACUACGGCAGUUACCACAACGCUGCACACCUCUUCAUCAGCUACUCCCAUGACCCUGAUUAUAGGUACUUGGAACAUUACGGAGUGAUGGGUGAGCCGGCCACAGCGAUGCGAGACCCCGUGUUUUACCGCCUGCACGCCCACAUCGAUGACCUUUUCCGCAGCUACAAGAAACUGUUGCCGCCCUACCCGAGAACCAAGUUGGAGUUUCCCGGCGUGCGGAUAUCUCACAUACAGAUUGAGGGAAAAGAAAAAAGGGAGGGGGAGGGUGCAGUACUAGUGGGCGUGCUCAACACCCAGUGGGAACAAAGCGUAGUGGACCUCGACCAGGGACUAGAUUUCACCCCGCGUGGCCGAACGCUCACAAGCUUCACGCACCUCACACACGACGACUUCCACUACGUGAUCGAGGUGACUAACAGCAGCGGCGGCGCGGUGCGCGGCUGCGUGCGCGUGUUCCUGGCGCCGCAGCGGGGCCGGCGCGGCGACGCGCUGCUGUUCGAGGAGCAGCGGACCCUCGCGAUAGAACUGGACAAGUUCACGCACUACAUUCCGGUCGGUACCAGCACCAUCCGCCGCUCAAGCAAGGACUCCUCAGUGACUAUCCCCUACGAGCGCACGUUUCGCGCCCAGAGCGCCCGAACCGGAAAACAAGGUUCUAUUGAAGCUGCCGCCUUCGAUUUCUGCGGCUGUGGCUGGCCACACCACAUGCUCAUCCCCAAGGGGACCGCUAAGGGGUACCCCAUGGUGCUCUUCUGCAUGAUUACCAACUGGGACGAGGAUAAGGUGGAUCAAGACCUAGCACCUGGCACCUGCAGCGACGCGGCCUCGUACUGCGGUGUCCGCGACCGGAAGUACCCGGACCGCCGCCCCAUGGGCUUCCCCUUCGACCGGCGCUCGCGCGCCGCCACCUUGCGGGACUUCCUCACUCCCAACAUGGCCGUCUCCGACUGCGUCAUCCGCUUCAAGGACGAAGUUCGUAUUCAUGGGCAGAAGGGCUAAAGUUAUGGCGGAAGAAUCGGUGUUCCCUUUGCAGAGUAUUGUUAAAUAAAAAUAGAUUUU